GUCGACCUAUGCACUUUCACGACGAAACGAUCGCAACCAGCCACCAUGGCUCCCACGACAGACGCGACAAUGCCGCCGGUGCGGCGCGCUAGGAAGUCCAUCGGAUCAUCUACAUUUGGACGCAAAGGUCACGACAAGGAGAAUGCGACCAUUGACUUGGGCAGUGCCAGCGUGACAAAUCGCAAGUCACGAAGCAAAAGCAUGGGCCCUGGCGGACUGGAUGCUUUGCAACAGGCCAGCGGUAACAGGCGUGCGUCUCUAGCUGCGCCCCUCAAGCCGCGGUCGAUAUUGAAACCCACCAUCGCGGCACUCCCAGAGAUACCCUUACUUAAGAAGAAGCUUCUUCCCGACGCGCCAGCCAGGAGCAGUUCAUUAUCGUCGGCGAACGACGACUCUAGUGGAUCGAAAAUCGCCCUGCGUACAGAGGAGGAGCAACAGGCAGCUGCGCGAGAGCGAGACGAGCGUCAACGACGCGACGCACGCAGAAAGUCACUGGCGAAUCGCCGUGUAUCGUUUGCUGCUGAGGCCACAUUGCAUACCUUCAGCAUACCGGACUUUCAAGACACCACAGCAUCUUCAGAGGCAUCCAGACGCGCCUCCGCUAAGGCCGCAGCAGCAGCGGAAUCCGAUGAACAACCCGAAGUGGAACAAGCUGGCAUAUUGGAGGCCCAUGAGGAAAGUCAGCAAGCACGAAGUCGGCGGAGCUCUGGGCUGCCACAGUUUCAUGACAGAGCCGACGAUACAGCGACAACUUUAUACAGUUCUGACUCUGAACCGGCUGAUGUGGUUGAGGAGAUCGCAUCCGAUGAGGAGGAGGAAGUGGACUCAAACAGCGACUCUGCCGACGAUGGGACCAUGAUGACUAUGGUCACAGAGGAAGUGACCGGUACCACCAAUGCGUCGGAUCGUUCAGACCAAUCCCUGGACUCAGAAGAUGAAGCAGAAUCGUCGACUCUUGACGAAGUUCUUCGACAAGCUGCUCAUCGUGCUGGCAUGCAGGACCUGACGGAAAAUCCAACGGCAUACGGGCAAAAUAACGACGACUAUAAGGAAGAAGACGACGAGGAAGUGAUCCCGUCUUUUGGGUGGAUCAAGAAACCCAGCGCACUGCCUACUGCAACUGCGGCUGCCGGCGGAUCUGGCCGCGCGACUCCUUCUGGGACAGAUCUUGCAGACGCGCGUGAUGGCGAUACCCAAGCAUCGCUAGGCAUGGAGAUGGAUAUGACAUCAGCUGUUGGAGGUAUCCUGAAGCCAAUGCCUGAGGAGGAAGGAGAACCUGAUAUGGACGAGGACAUGUCCAUGGACGUGACUAAGGUGAUCGGUGGCAUUCUCGGUCAGAACAGAGUCCAGCCGGUAGACGACGCGCCAGAGGUAGAAGACGAGGAGCAGCCCAUGGAAGAAGCCACCAGGGAACUCACCACAGCGAUUGGCGGUAUCCGUUCCGCACAGCAUGACGACUACGAGACAAAUCACGAAGGCCACGAAGAUAUGUCAAUGGAACUCACAACGAUAUUGGGUGGCGUGCUGGGCAAGAACAAGCGUCCUACAGUCACCAAUACUGGACCUGUUGAAGACGCGACAAUGGACAUGACCACCGGAUUCGGGCGUAUCGUCAUAGAGAGCGAUAAGCCAGAGAACAAUGAUGGGGAGUCCACCAUGGGAAUGGAUGUCACGACAGCUAUUGGAGGCAUCAUAGGGUCUACCAAUGGUGGAUCUCCCAUGCGCGAUUUGGGCAGGAAGAUCAUGGUAGAGGAAGCCGAUACACCUAAUAGCCCGGGCAAGGCUAUUCGGGCUGCUGUGUCACAGGCGCCGGCGAGCCGCUCAAAGUCACCACUGCGCCACGCCGAGAACGACGAGAACGCAGAUCCUGGACUAUGGGCGUUCGCUGGGCAAGGCCUUCGUCGUAGUAUUCGAGCGCCUGCUGCUGCCGAAGUAGCGGCAGCCGCUCCUAGUUCGAGGACACCAUCGCCGGAGAAGUCAGCGACGCCGCGCUCGCGACCACGCUCACAAUCGACUUCACCGAGGAAACAAGUCCCCGCACAGCAGCAACGCAUCACACGAUCUGCGACUAGGUCCAAGUCCAAGUCUGCAUCUCCAGAGAAAGUUUCCCGACAACCUUCUGCUGAAAUUCUUACUCCAUCGCCAACCAAAAGACCUCGCAGGCGCUCCUCGAUAGUUCAAAAUGCUGUUGCAGGAACCCCGGUGUCCCAGGUGACACUGACUCCUCAGAGACCGCUGACUGGGGUUGGGGUCGAUCGCAGCGGUCUCGGGUCACCCAAGGUCGCUGUUCUCCUCGACCGAAGAGAAUCUCUAGGGAAUGCUGCUACGGAUUUCGUUCCAGGGACAAGAGCAGUGACAUUUCAGGACCCCCGUGACUUGGCAGAACAAGUCGACCGUGAGCGGCAAGAAGAAUUCCAGAAGGAAGAUGACCACACGGCAGGGCAGGAUUCAACAUUCAACUUACGAGGGAUGAUCGACAGCCUCAGUCCCAAGCGAAUGCCCCUCAAGGGCCGUAAAAGCCUUCACGUUGGCAGUGCAAACGGUCUGUUGGGCAAGCGGCCAGCCGAGCUGGACGACGAUGACGACAGCGACGCAGAGCCCCGUGAUGGCGUCAAGAGGCUAAAAGGGCAUCAAGGCAGCCCUGUUAAGAACGUUCGCCUUCAGAAUCCCCCGUCGAGGAUCGAAACAACAGGUGGUCUGAUGAGAUCAUCUCAACUGAACCUGGAGCAACCCGAGACGACACCACUGUUGUCAUCUCCUGGAAAGAACGGCCAGUCCGAGACCCCAAGACACCAGCUGCGCUUCAAAGAAGCUGAGGAGGAUCCUACCACAAGAGAGGUCGACUUCCACCACUCCCCAGUGAAAGAUGCGGCGCAAUUAGCGAGGGCAGCCGAGGAAGGCCGUAUCCACCUUCAAGAUUUCCUCAAUAUGACCUCGAUCCGAUUCAUGGAAUUGACGACAACGAAACGCCGCCACACUGCUGCCCCGGCCUCUUUCAAGAACGGGCAUCUCGCCAGCGGCGAAGAGGAUACGUCCCUCGAACGUUACGUCGUGGCCGGCGCAUGCACCGUUCCCACACUCGAGUUAUAUCAGCACUGCUGUCGUGAGCUGAAGAAGUAUAUCUCGAAGGGGCGACGGAUUGUCAAAGACGUGGAAAUCGAUACCUUCAAUGAGAAUCCUCCUUUGUUUCGGGAAUAUGUCACAGCGACCCCGGAUGUCAAGGCGCUGAUGGACAGCCAAUUCAAAAACGUCAAAACGCACGCUCGACUCCUCAGCAAAGCCAAGUGGUAUGAAUGGCGUAUGAUGGUGCAGGAUGGGCUGAGGCAGGGGCUGUUCAAGAUCUCGGAGGAUAUGGAGAGCGACGCAGCGCUUCUACAGAAGCAGACCGAUCUCAUAGCUUCAGUGUUACCUGAGCUUGAAAAGCGCCACCAACGCCUCUUGGAAGAAAGUGCCGACCUCGAAGAGGUAGCGCAGGAACUGGCCGAGUCUGAUCCUGCCGUUCUCGAAGCCACACGGGAAGACCUGACUGAGCUGGAUCUGGACAUUGCUCGCAAGAGGAAGAUGAUUGCUGAUCUCCGUCAAGAAUACGAGGAAUCGGAGGCCGAGGUUCAGCUGCUGUCCGAGAAAAAGGACAGCUGUCUGGCAGAGAUUAGCCAGUCGGAGAGGAUCCGCGAAGCCUGCCGUGGUUGGACAAGUGCAGACAUCGACACGUUCAGAGUUCUAGAUGGGGUGCAGGCGAUCACACAAGAGCACGGCUGGGCAGUAACGGGUAUCACAGGAACGAAUCUCUCUAUGGCUUACAAAGGCGAGGUCCAGUUGGAUUUCGAUACCGCAACUCUACAAUCCGCCUCACCCGACUCGCGUCUCGAGAUACGGUACGUUGGCGACCAGAAAGAAUACAACGCUGUGGCCCAGACACCGGAAAAAGAGGCCGUCCUGCACUGCAUCCGGAACCAGGUCCGAGCUAUAGCACAAGAUCGUACAAGUUUCGCAAAGGUGCUGUCGUUUGUGGCCACCGGAUGGCACAAAGCACAGUACGUUGGCUCGCAGUUGCGGAGGAUAAACACAACCCUCCCCACGACAGUGGAGAAAAUGUCCGACACAAGCUUCCUGGUGAAGACGUCGAUUCUCUUGGUACCGCUGGAGACUCGAGUUGAGAUUGUGCUCAGCUUGCACGGCCGCGAGAGCUUGGAACGAGUCGAUUUCGACAUCCGUCCCGCUGCCAAGGUUGUCUACGGCGAACAUUUCAACGAGGACAAAAUCAACGAGUACCUCACCACUCGGCUGGGUGAAUAUGUUGGUGCACUUGAAGAGGAUUGGAGCGAUAUUAUUAUUGAGCUACGCGACAGGCUUAUCGCGAGAGGGCAGAAACAAUGA
Molecule: messenger RNA, 4377 nt
Organism: Emericellopsis atlantica
Lineage: Eukaryota; Fungi; Ascomycota; Sordariomycetes; Hypocreales; Bionectriaceae
Exons: 3
Coding region: 46-4377 (1443 amino acids)
Biological process (GO): protein localization to kinetochore; mitotic spindle assembly checkpoint signaling; mitotic sister chromatid biorientation
Source: RefSeq, a predicted model, not a curated record